Messenger RNA from Gadus morhua (Atlantic cod), 2898 nucleotides. It is a transcript of the gene foxh1, whose product is annotated as forkhead box H1. Gene Ontology annotation, cellular component: activin responsive factor complex. The coding region runs from base 321 to 2009 and encodes 562 amino acids. Gene Ontology annotation, biological process: transforming growth factor beta receptor signaling pathway; positive regulation of transcription by RNA polymerase II. Lineage: Eukaryota; Metazoa; Chordata; Actinopteri; Gadiformes; Gadidae. The transcript is spliced from 4 exons. The record is from RefSeq and is a predicted model, not a curated record. Gene Ontology annotation, molecular function: DNA-binding transcription activator activity, RNA polymerase II-specific; transcription cis-regulatory region binding.
AAUGUAAACCACAGAGGGCGAAACCAUGACCUAUAUCUAAACUCAAUACCGAAACUGCGAGUGGAGGAGGUGUGGGCCACUUCCAAGUUCGUUCAGACUUCCUCAAAGGUCGUCGUAUAAACACACAAACGCAGAUUCGUUAGGAGUGAAACCCCAUCUUAACCGCAUUGGCCUCACUGUUCAUGAGUCCGCUUGGAGCCAGUAGUCUGCCAGCCAGAAGUUAAGGACCGACUCUCUCUCGCCCUACCCCCCUCGGUUGUCCUGUCCGACCACCACCACCCCUCCCCUCCAACCCGUCCAACCACGGGCUGCUGAUCAGCAUGACAAAGCAGCAGUGGAUGGAACAGAGGGGCUUAGCACCCACCGCGCAGCCCUACCUCCAGCCACACCGAGACCCUCACCUUGACUCCCACAGUGUGAACGAGUACACGAGGAAUUAUAACCCUUCACACCGCAGUGUAGGACGCAGGUCUACGGCACCGAAACACUGCUUUAGAGGAUACGGUUCGUCCGAUGCGUCUGGAAAAGAUGCGCACCGGUUGGAGUCGUUAGGAGGAAACCCCGAGCAACGUAGGUCUACCGGUGCGACAGCCACUAUGGAUACAACUAUACUACCUGAGAACUGUUUACUGUCUGGAUCACCACCGUACCUGACGUCUCAAGCCAGGGUGGAGGUCACAGACGCGAGGCGUGAAGCGAUGGAUGUUGACGUGGAGAAAAACUCGGGGUGCAGUAGGAAGAAGAACUAUCAGCGGUAUCCGAAGCCUCCAUACUCAUACCUCGCUAUGAUCUCCAUGGUGAUUCAAAACUCCCCGGAGAAGAAAUUGACGUUAUCAGAGAUCCUGAAGGAGAUCAGUACUCUCUUCCCGUUCUUCAAAGGAAACUACAAGGGAUGGCGGGACUCAGUGAGACACAACCUCUCCUCAUACGACUGCUUUGUGAAGGUGCUGAAGGACCCCGGGAAGCCCCAGGGAAAGGGCAACUUCUGGGCCGUGGAGCUGUGCCGCGUGCCCCUGGAGCUCCUCAAGAGGCAGAACACGGCCGUGUCGCGGCAGGACGAGACCAUCUUCGCCAAGGACCUGGCCCCCUACAUCCUCCACAGCCACACCCACAAGCCUUGGGACGAGGCCCCCCCUCCCCGGGACAACCACGUGACGUCCCUGCCCACCUCCUCCUCCUCCUCCUCCUCCUCCUCCUCCGGCUCCUCCGGCUCCUCCUACCCCUCUCCCCCGCGGGAGGACCUGUACCGCCCCAAGCUGGACUCCUCCUUCGCCAUCGACUCCCUGCUGCACAACCUGAGGCCCGCCAGCACGGGCGAGGCCGACGGCCGGGUCCACGGCGGAGACGGCUGGGGGGGGGAAGCCAAACAGCCGCAGCAGCAGCAACACCUCCACCUCCGGCCCUCCCCAAGGCCGCGCUACACCUCCUCCGUGCGCAGCGCCUCGGCCAGCUCGGCCAGCCCCGCCUCCUCCCUCUCCGAGGAGGACUGGCGCCCGCCGCCGGCCCGGGGCGGGCAGCGGGCGGAGGCGGCGGCGGCAGCGGGGGUCGAGGGCGGCUCGGACGACUGCGACGACUGCCGGCCCCCGCAGCACAAGUCGGCGCGGCGGGAGGGGGCCCCGGCGCCCUGGGAGCUGCCCACCUCCUACGCCAAGUACGCCCCCCCCAACACGGUGGCCCCGCCCAGCAUGCGCUUCAACGGGGGCCCGCUCAUCCCUCUGCACGGGGGGAUGCCGCUGUACAGCUACGGGGCCUCGCCCAUGGGGCCCGGUCACUUCCUGGGACACACCUAUUGGCCCAUCCUGCCCAGCGGACGCAUCUCCAUCCAGCCCCCCGCCAUCCUCAUGGACCUGGACAGCAUGCUGCAGUCGGUGCCCCCAAACAAGAGCGUGUUUGACGUGCUGGUGCCGGCGAGCCAGGGCCCGCACCCGCACCCGCACCCGCACCACUCGCCGCUGGGUCAGUACACGCUACAGAACGGACCUCCCCUCAACAGGUACCCCCAGUACUGACGGGCCCCGUACUCGUAGUACGCAAUGCCACUCAAAGAGACGUUUUAUGGACACACGAUGUGAUGAGUGGGGAGAGACCUUGUGUGGAGUGUUGUCGUCCGGAGAGGAGCGUGAAUUACAAAAGACUUGUUCGUGUCAGUAUUGGCCUGAAGAACAGCCGGGAGCCCGGUCAAGACCCCGGGAGUUCUACCCAUCCCACAGUUUGCACUGAGGAUGAUAUUUGCACUAUUGUUUUUAAUCUGGGUAUUUUCGUAUGUGAGAAUGCAUCUGUUUGCAACCUACCUCGAUGGGUGAAUGUGUAAUUUCUGAUCUUUCACACAGAGAAAUCAUAAAGAGCAGUCGUUUUAUUAAAUUUGGCAGAAGGAAAAGAUAACUAUAUAAGGGUUGUUCUUUUGGUUAAAUUUUGCCUUGCAUGUCCAAAAAAUAAAGUCGCAAUCAUUGGAGACACUUUAUAUACAAUUAAAUGACAAUAUCUACCUCAGUCUCUCGAUGGAAAGGACUAUGUUAGUUUGGACGAUAUAAACUGCAAGUUUACAAUUCAUGUUUUAUCCAUUCAUGUAUUCAUGUUUUCCCCCAUGUUUGUUCUGAUCUUUUUCUUUCAAAUCCUCGCACACAUAUCAGGCAAUGCCAAGACUUGUUGGUGGUACUGCUAUUUUUCUAUCCCUUUUUUUUGUCUUUUUUUUUAUACUUGACAAUGAAUGUUUGUACAUUUAUAUUCGUAAAGUUUUACAGUUGUUCCACUCAGGGUUUAAAAAGUUAAUUUGUGUGCCACAGCACACAAAUUGUAAUGUUAAUGUUCCAAAAUGAUACAUUAUCAUUUGGUGGAAUACAUUUAAAGUGUCUUAAAAGAGUCUUAAAUAUUCCAUGAAUAAAGACUUCAAAUUAUCUA